This is a messenger RNA of Glycine soja, 1793 nucleotides long. RefSeq names its product transcription factor MYC2-like. Gene Ontology annotation, biological process: regulation of DNA-templated transcription. The transcript has 2 exons. The record is from RefSeq and is a predicted model, not a curated record. Lineage: Eukaryota; Viridiplantae; Streptophyta; Magnoliopsida; Fabales; Fabaceae. Gene Ontology annotation, cellular component: nucleus. Gene Ontology annotation, molecular function: transcription cis-regulatory region binding; protein dimerization activity; DNA-binding transcription factor activity. Bases 185 to 1582 code for a protein of 465 amino acids.
CACCCCUCCCACAAAUUUUCUCUCUCUAAUUAUCAACACCACACUGUUUCCUUACGCGAAGAGGACUGUUUAUCCGUACAUCAUUUAUUCCUCCUCAUCUUUGUUCUAUUUGUGCCCAACCCUCCUCACCCAUUUGUUUCCUUCCACACUUAACACACUUGCUUCUACUUCUACUUCUUCCCUCAUGGAGGAAUUAAUCAUAUCUCCUUCUUCAUCUUCCUCUUUGGUCUCUCUUUCCCAAGAAAACCCAACACCAACCCUUCAACAAAAACUUCAAUUUCUCCUCCAAAGCCAACCCGAUUGGUGGGUCUACGCCAUUUUCUGGCAAGCCUCACACGACGACAAUGGCAACCUCUACUUAUCCUUCGGAGAGGGCCAUUUCCAAGGCACCAAAGAAACUUCCCCAAAAUCACUAACCAUUCCCACAAAGAAUAAGUUCCUGAUGAAAACACCCACAAACGAUAACAUCAACGACGCCGAGUGGUUCUACGUCAUGUCGUUGACUCGCAGCUUCGCAGUCAACAACAAUUCUUCUUCAAACUCCACUUCUUGUUCUUCUUCUUCUUCACUCCCUGGCAAGUCUUUUGCUUUAGGCUCGGUUCUCUGGCAAAACAACAGGCACGAGCUUCAAUUCUACAACUGCGAGAGAUCCAACGAAGCGCACGUGCACGGGAUCGAAACGUUAAUUUGCAUCCCGACACAAAACGGGGUCGUCGAAAUGGGAUCCUACGACACCAUCAAACAAAACUGGAACCUCGUACAGCACGUGAAGUCUCUCUUCCAUACCUCUCCAGAUCCGGUUACUAUCCAAAUCCUCGACGACCACACCAUCUCCUUCGCCGACAUCGGCAUCGUUGCCGGAAUCCAAGAAACCAAAAAACGAAAACAAAUUACCCAAACAGCACCCAGCAAAAACGACAACUAUGUCGACUCCGAACACUCUGAUUCGGAUUGUCCCACGUUGCCAACCGCCACCACCCCGACAGCCUCGGAGCCGAAGAAAAGAGGGAGAAAGCCUGUUCUCGGACGCGAGACUCCGAUAAACCACGUGGAGGCAGAACGACAACGAAGGGAGAAACUCAACCAUCGGUUCUAUGCCUUACGAGCUGUUGUUCCGAAUGUUUCGAGGAUGGACAAGGCUUCGUUGUUGUCCGACGCUGUCGCCUACAUCAACGAACUGAAGGCGAAGAUUGAGGACUUGGAGUCGCAGCAGCCGAGAGACAGUAAUAAAAAAAUGAAGACAGAAAUGACUGACACUCUGGAUAACCAGAGUGCCACGACCACAUCAACCGUCGUGGAUCAAAGCGGGUCUGGAUCCAGAUUAGGUCUAGGCCCCCUUGGACUCGAGGUUGAUGUAAGGAUCGUGGGGCCCGAUGCCAUGGUGAGGGUACAAUCAGAAAAUGUGAACCACCCUGGGGCUAGGCUAAUGGGUGCUUUAAGAGACCUAGAGUUUCAGGUUCACCACGCUAGCAUGUCUUGUGUUAAUGAUCUCAUGCUUCAAGAUGUGGUCGUUAAGCUUCCCAAUGGAAUGAGGAGUGAAGAGAGUCUUAAAUCUGCUAUUAUCAUGAGGUUGGAUCAGUGACACUGGUGAGGCUAUUAGCUGUAAUGUCUUGCGUGGUGCUUGAUGACGGUGGGGUUGGGUUGCCUCCAACCUGCAAUUAUGUGAUUGUGUUGCUGAUCAGGGAAUCUACGAAGCCUGUCGUUUAUGUGCACCAGCUCUGUUUUAUAUAUAUUUCUUUAUAUAUUGGAUUUUGAAGUUAAUCAAUAGUUCAAUACCAGGAUUAGAAGAAAAA